AAUGACAUCCAGUUCGGCUGCUUCAUCCUCCACCACCACCUCGUCGACAAUGAUGCCUGACGAGAAUGAGUGCCUGAAGAAGGAAGAGGAAAGAUUCAAAUCCCCCGAUCCAGCACCAACACUUGAUGAAGAAGUAGACAUUGACACACUUCCAUCAAUGCUUGAAGAUGAUCCAAAUGGAAAUGUUGUCGAGUGUGAUUUGGGAUUCAAAGGGCCUCGAUGGGGUCCACAGCAUGCCGGGGCGAAGAAGUUGGCUUCCAUGUAUAGCAAAGAAAAGCGUCUCCAAGAGAAAGUGUCAUUGUUUGCCGCAAUUUUUCUAUUUUCCAUUGUUUUUAUCAAUCUGCUUCUCAGCUGGGAGUCAUCUAUAUGGGUGUCUGUACUAGUUUCGGCAGUGCUCGGCAUAAUGACAGCCGACUUCGCAUCAGGACUUGUUCAUUGGGCAGCUGAUACAUUUGGAAGUGUUGAGACAUGGUUUGGACGGUCUUUUAUCCGACCUUUCCGAGAGCAUCACGUCGAUCCAACUGCAAUUACUCGACAUGAUAUAGUUGAAGUGAAUGGUGAUAAUUGUAUGCUUUGUGUAGGACCACUUUUAUGGAUUCUGUAUCAACAAAUGACUUAUCAAAGGGAUGCUAUCACACAAUGGGCAACUUUUCAUUGGUACAUCUUGUUGUUGGGGAUCUACGUUGCGUUGACUAAUCAGAUUCACAAAUGGUCGCAUACAUAUUUCGGGCUUCCAACAUGGGUUGUUUUCCUGCAGAAAGCUCAUAUUAUCCUGCCAAGAAGUCAUCAUAAGAUCCAUCAUAUUUCGCCUCACGCCUGCUACUACUGUAUCACGACCGGAUGGCUCAACUGGCCAUUGGAGUAUAUUGGAUUCUGGCGUAAAAUGGAGUGGGUGGUGACCACAGUGACCGGUAUGCAACCACGAGAGGACGAUUUGAAGUGGGCCACCAAGUUACAGUAACCCCCCGCCUGCCUUCUCGCCUACAGUACCCCAAAUCAUUGAUCUCAUCUCAUAUGUCUACUUGCGCUAGAUACUACCAUCAAAUAUGCACAUUUUCAUGCCUAAAUUCGAUUUUAUCUGCAAUUUCUGAGUUUUUCCCUCGUUUCCCUUAUAAAUGUGAUUUUGGCUUUUUCCUAACAAAAUUUCAAUUUUUCGAAAUUUAAAAUUUAUUUUGAAAUUGGCAAUUUUUUUGCAAUAAAAAAAAACAU
This is a messenger RNA of Caenorhabditis elegans, 1209 nucleotides long. RefSeq names its product Lipid desaturase domain-containing protein (gene tmem-189). Lineage: Eukaryota; Metazoa; Nematoda; Chromadorea; Rhabditida; Rhabditidae. Gene Ontology annotation, cellular component: membrane. The transcript has 7 exons. Gene Ontology annotation, biological process: fatty acid metabolic process. Bases 2 to 961 code for a protein of 319 amino acids. The record is from RefSeq and is marked reviewed.